Molecule: messenger RNA, 554 nt
Organism: Eremomyces bilateralis CBS 781.70
Lineage: Eukaryota; Fungi; Ascomycota; Dothideomycetes; Eremomycetales; Eremomycetaceae
Exons: 1
Coding region: 200-499 (99 amino acids)
Source: RefSeq, a predicted model, not a curated record
AUCCGGUCGUGGGGACGGCGUCGAGUGGGAGUGGUCGACGGAGGGGAUUGUUGCCUUGAUCGGGAGAGGACCUCCACGGUUAUGAAGUAAUGCCAUGAUGACUGGAUGAGCAGGAACAGUGUUAUGUCCGCAAUUGGACUACUGUUGGACACUGGUAUAUAUAACGUCCCUACCUUAGCUACUUACUGUACAGCGAUAUAUGAUAGCCAUGUUACUAUUGUUCUUAUAUUCACUCUUUACACAUUUCCCUGCCCCUAAGACCUUGACCGCUCCGAGCCUCAUGAACGUCUUAACUCGUGACCGUGAGAGACAAUCCCACCCACUUAUCACUGAUCACCUGGCCGGCUGGGCCGCCAACCAGUCGCCCAUGUCCUUGAUCAUCAUUGACGGUCCAUGCCAGUUGCCAAGUCCCCAACAGAUUCCGAUCAACCCGAUCUGCUCACCCAGCCGUCUGCAGCUAGUGACAAGUGACAAACUAGUAUCGCGAAAGGAAAGCUAGCGUCGAUCAUGUGCAGGAAGGCAGCCUGAGGGCCUGAGGCAGGAGCCUGAGGCAG